UCGAAAUUGCGAUACGAUAACAGGGCUAUAACCGUGAAAAUCUAAGUUCGUCAAUUGCUGGCAGUUUUUUUGUUACUCUAUUUACAUCUUAGUGAGAGUAAAAGAGAAAGAUCCCCACAAUUUGCGAAUUUCGAUUUUCGCGGUAGGCCCCUUGCUCUAAGGUCCCUUUUGGUAGUAUUUUCAGAUAUUAUUAUGGCAACACUACACCUGUGAACUGUCACUGUCAAUGUCACAUUUACUUUAGUCAUGUCAUGUCACUUGUUUGUGAAAUAGUUGCUUACGGAAAGGAAUAUAAGCAUAAAACAGCAAUAUUUUACACUAUUAUUUCAAAGAGAUAACCCAAAUCGAUGAAAAAAUGCCAUCAACAAAAACGGAAGCACUAAAAGAAACUGUGACGGUGUUAAUAAAUGCUAUAGGAGAUAAGGAGAACUCAGUCAACAACGUUGUCAUAAAGUCCCUCACGAAGAUAGCGAAUAACUACCCGAAUGAAGUGAUAGAAAUAUUUUGUGAUUAUUAUAAGAACGCGACAUUCGUCACUGGUACACAUUUGGGAAAUGUUGUAAAAGUCCUGGAGCAAACAUGUGUGAACCAAGUUAAGCGGCUGGACAAGGCCAUAGCAGAAGAGUUGACAAGCAACAUGCUCCGCAUUAUGACAGAAAACUCGGAACCGGAUCCUGCUGUGCAGAUGGGGGCGUCAGCAGUGCUGGUUGCGAUUGGACAUGAAUAUCUGGACUUGGUCCUCCGCUCGCUCAUAAACCAGCUGCCAGCAUCGUCCGUGCCUCACUACACGAUCGCACACACGCUGGGCACGUUGGCAGCAGUCAACACUCGUGCAACAGUGCCACAUGUUAAAGAAGUGCUGUCCAAGAUGCUGCCCCUGCUGCCGCUGCUGCGUCAGAACGCCAACAAACAGGCCUUUGCUUACGCAUUCGGCCACUUCGCGGUCGCCGUAUCAGAGCAGAUCGGCGACAACGUCGAAAACGACAACAUAACCUCCAUCAAAGACAACUUUGUCACCGAAUUCUGUCUGAUAUUCGACGUCUUAUACAACCAAUGGCUGCCUUCUAACGAGCCUAGAGUCGCCGAGUCCGUACUGGAGGCUUUAGGCCCCAUCACUAGACUCAUAUCUGAAAGACAGUUUAAUGAUACUGUCAAUAAAUUCAUGCUUUCAUUACUCAGUCUUUACAGAAGGCCGCAACUGAAUCUAUACUACGUCAGUCAAUGUAUAUCGUACUUACUCACACCUUCGCCUCUCAACCCGAAAUUAACUUUGCAAGACAGCGUAAUAAACUCAAUAAAUCAUGUCCUUUUCAAUUUAGUUCUCUUAGAACCUGAUUAUGAUCAGCCGCAUACAGUGAAAAACCAUUUCGAAGUACUACGUUGCUUCGAUCAUAUGACCACGCAGUUUUCUGACCAAACUGUCGAAGGGCUUUUACACCAGUGUAAGAAUAAUCAGGAAAAAGACAGAAUGAAAGCUGUCAUCGUUCUCACUCAUCUGAUCACGUCUUCACAGAUAUUUAUUGAAAGAUACGCAUCGAAGUUUAUUGUUUUACUAAAAAUUAUGAUAGCGAACGAGCAAGGGCUUAAAAUGAAGAAACUCCUUGUGAAAGCAAUUGUAGGAUUGGUUUAUAGAAACUGUAUAACGGCUGCAGAAGAUUUCGCGAUGGUCGAGUUCAUAAUAAAACAUUGUGGCUUCGAACCAGUAGGGAAUAUCCCGAAACAUGAGCUCACAGAUUUGCACGAUACGUGUAAGAGUUCUUUAGUGUUGAUGUGCAAUACUGUGACCAGCGUAAGAACCCCUCUGCGUAAUUUACUCCUCAACGCUUUGACGGUUGAAGAGUUCACUCCUUCCAUGUCGACCGUCAGCCAUUGCUUGACGUCUUUACUCCAGAAUAAUUCAGAUGUAAUUGUUGAAGAUCAAAACGAGAAACCUGUUGAGCUAAAAUGCUCUCCAGACCUUGUUUUCAUUAGAUGCAUUACCCAUAUAGCUGUCCCUGAGGAGAUCGAAAGGAACAGGAACUUAUUGUUGUUUUUGGAGGAAUAUUCAGGCGAUGUUCAUAAGAAUUUAAAGAACUCCUGGACUGUUGAGAUUCAGAGGCUGUUAAAGUUUGUAGAAAAGAACGAAUCUCAAGAUCAAUGGCAUGGGAUGUUGCUUGAUCUCCUGGUGUCAGCAGUGGAACAGGUGAACAACAAUAAGUGGGUAGAAACGAUUGCCACUUUACUAUCCCAACAGAUCAACGGGAAAAAGCAGGCAAAUAUGAUUAAAGGAGUAUCUCUUCAGUAUUUAGCUAUUCUUUCCUGCCACAUGUCUAAUGCUGCUGUUGUGGAAAAAGUGCUAAAACUGAUUCUGCAUCAGUUGAGAUCAAUACCAAUGGAGAUUUCUGAUUAUGUCAGUGAAGCCAUAGGUAUAGCUUCAAGGCAACAUGGAGAAUUCGUUUUAAACGAGCUAGAUGCAGCUUACAAGGAUAACGAAGCUAGAAGGAGCAGCAAAUUGCUUAAUUUCUUAUCAUCAAGAGCGUCUAGAAGCGACGUUGAGCUUGGCAUUGUUAAAUACACCAUUAUUAUUUGCUACGGAAAAGUAGCUCAUAAUUGCUUGGAUGUUCACGUUUUAGCAAGACUCGGGGAGAAUGUUACGGCGAUUCUCUAUGAAAUUUUGAAGUCUAAUCCACAGUUUGACUUAUGUAAAGCCAGCAUAACUACGCUAUACGAAAUAAGCAAAGCAUUAUAUCCAGCGUCACACCAUAAUAUCACUUUAAGGAACCGAUGGCAGUUGCUUAACGCAGUUUUAGAGCAGAUCUACAACUCAAACCUAGAAAAACGUAACGUGGAACUGUAUCCAAUGAUUGUCAAAGCUUCUAAAGCAUUAACUAAACUACAAAAAGGGAUACUACCUGAAGAAAGAAACACGAUUCUCCGCAUUUUAUUCAACAGCGUCUUCGGAGAACUUUCCUCAUAUAAAAGGAAAUAUGAAAUGGAAGGGAAUGGUGAUAGAAACGAUCUAUUAGCUAAAACUUUAAAUGACAGCUUGUCAUUGCUACAUAGACUGAUUCAAGAACUGAUCAUACAGUCCACUUGCCUUAGCACGAUUGAUGAUUUGAUCGGAUUGCUACUCGAAUGGCUUCGACAUGAAAACGAUGAAAUCAGAACUGCAUCAAUAUUGAUAUUACAAGUCAUGUUCGACACUUUCAUCAAAAAUGUUAAACUCAACUAUGAAACUCCAAGCAAAUUUGGGCAAAUGGGUUAUCUACUUGGACUCAUCGUCCCAGGAAUCGCCGAUACAAAUUUCCCAGUCAGACUGACCACAAUAGAUUGCAUAAAACUAAUCAUACAAAUCCAAGACUUAUACGAAGGCCAUACAAUAGAACCUAACGAUGAAUGCAUGGCCGAUUUAGCCGAAAUGCAAAAGAAUGUCCUCACGAAUGAUUUAGGAAUGAUAAAUGAUUACUGCAUGGUGUUAUGUGACGUUAUAUCUCCUAAAAUACCUCAUCAUCAUACAAUGCAGUUUGUUGAAAGUUUGCUAGAAGGUUAUGAUGACCAGGAGUUAAGAAGCGAGGGUAUUAGUGCGGUUUUAGACGCCCUGUUUAUUAAAAGAGGUCAGGAUUUGUUCCAAUGUAUAGAGAGGAUAGUGGAAGUGGUGUUGGGGACUAUGGAUCGGGUGGGCGAGGUGUCGAGAGAGAAACUGAUGGCGCCGCUGCUGUCGUUGUCGGGGCAUCAUACUAAUGCGGUUACUGCUAUGUUGUUGGCGCAGAGGCUGCCUUUUAAAGAAUCGGUAGUCAGAUGCUGGCGCCAUCUAGCGCGAGACGAAGGCUUAGCGAACGCCAUCGUGGACAACUUCCUACGUCUCAUGGGAUCUAUAGAGUUGUACGAAGACCCGUAUCAUAUCACGGAGAACCAUAUCGCGGCGUUACAGCCUUUGACUCUAAUAAGCGCCCUCGGAGAGAUGCUUCAAGAGGAGUCCAUGAACCCGAUCUGCGAGUCCAAAUUCACGGACCUUUUCGCUGUGCUCUACACAACAUUAGCCUGUUACAUAGAGGCCGAGCCUCCCGCCUACGCACCGGCUCAGAAGAAGUCCCAAGAACGCUUUGGGUUCAUCCCGAAUAGAGACUCUAUCAGGCUAUCGCCUGCGAAGAUCACUAUUAACACGUUUAAUGCAUUUUUAGACAGAUCGGGGUGUUCUAAGGUGAAAGAAGCCUGUUCUCUCUGUCUAAGCGUCGAGCACGGCGACCCCAGCACGACCAUCCUAGAACUAGCCCCCAUACUAAGUUCGUCCAUCGCUCGCUGCAAGCCGGCUUUAUUACCCAAACUAGUAUCCCGAGUGGCUGUACAUGCAAGGAGCGCUUUACCUCCUCAGAGAGCCGCGGCGCACGCUGCCGCUCAUGCUGCGCUCACUUACAGAUGCAACGACAACCCAGUCCUCAUAGAAACCGUGCUCGCCAUCUUAAGCAUCGGUUGGAAGGACGAGCACCCGCGGGUGCGCGCCACGUGCCUGCGCGGCGCGGCGGGCGUGGCGCGGCUGCGGCCCGAGCACCGCGCGCAGGCGCUGCCCGGCGCGCUGUCCGCGCUGAGCCAGGGGAUCGACGCGCCAGUUACACAAAAAUCAACAGAAAACGUGCCUCUAGCGGCCAUUCAAGGCCUAAGCCGCCUGCUCCUCGACCUAGACAAACUCGACAAAGAACACGAUCGGGAACUCCUCUCUAUCUCCCAGAAAAUACGACCAUUCAUGAACACAGAGUCCGGACAGCUUCGAGAGAGUUCUAUUAGGCUGUUCGGUAUUAUAGCAGGGCUGGUUAAGGGCGAGCUGGUCGAGCAGGCCGUGAGCUCGCUGCCUUGUUUCCUGCUGCAUUUGUGUGAUAACAACCCGGCUGUAGUGAGAGCAAGCAAAUUCACCCUCAAGCAGAUAUUUAAGAUCUUCAACGUAAAGAAAUCCAACGAUCUCAUCCAAACGCACCUAUUAGACGAAGGCCGACUGUAUCUCGACGAGUUUCUAUCGGCGUUGCUGCGCCAGUUGGCGGACGAGAUGCCAAGCAGUGUGGCCAAGUGUAUACAGAGUAGUGUCAACUAUUUACACUGUGCGAGAGAGGAGAUGAAGCCUCACCCGCCGUUAUUGAUAGGGCUCCUGUACGCGGAGCUCCACCGCAUAUCGGAGCAGCACCCGGACGCCGCGGAGCUGGACGCGGGCGUGGCGGCCGCCGCCAGGAGCCGCCUGCUGACCCUCAUCAAGGACGCCAACCCCAUCGUGCGGCAGAACUCCGCCAUGGCCCUCGCUAACACAUGUCUGGUGGAGGCCAGCGAUUGACCCGCACCGAUAUAUUUGUACAAGGGUGUUUUGUUUAACAAACGAUUUUAAACACAUGUUUACUGUUAUAAUAAAUAAAAACAAAAUGCUAUCCUGUUCAUAAUAAAUAAUAUGGAGUUCGCGAACAUUUGUCUGACCCUCGCGGGAUAGUUCUUGUGUCAAAAAUUUUGCUUUCUGAUAAAAUUUAUUAAAAUUUCUGUGUUAAAAUUUACUUCUUAGUUUCGUAAGUCUCGUCUCCUGUUUGUCAUCAAUGACACUGAUCCAAUAGGCCGACAGUACGCUGCCUUGGCCCUGGGCUAAUAUAUGUCUGGUUGAGGUGAUCGAUUGACCCGCGCCGAUAUA
This is a messenger RNA of Cydia pomonella (codling moth), 5638 nucleotides long. RefSeq names its product maestro heat-like repeat-containing protein family member 1. Lineage: Eukaryota; Metazoa; Arthropoda; Insecta; Lepidoptera; Tortricidae. Gene Ontology annotation, cellular component: cytoplasm. The transcript has 12 exons. The record is from RefSeq and is a predicted model, not a curated record. Bases 356 to 5296 code for a protein of 1646 amino acids.